UAUAAUAUCAGUAACAGAAUACUAUGGAAUAUUUCGAGUAUUUCGAACAUAUCAUUUUAAUAUAUAAAAUAGAUUUAAUUAAUAUUCCAAUGCAGCUUUAUAUAUGUUUACCAUAAGAACAAAAGCUAGGAAGUAAAAUUCUAUAAAAAUUUUAGUACACCCGUUACAUUGUGUCAAAGAUUUUCCUUUUCCUAAGUGCGUGAACUGGUAUUUAUUUUUUUGAAUUUUCUGCGAAUGAACAAAAACUGCCGUCGUCACGUAUUCUAGCUAUUCGUACUCUAAAUUAGAUGCAAUAUAUUCCAUUAAAAACAGAAAAUGAUGAUAUUUACGAAGGAGAAACAAAGAUACGGCCAAAGAAGGGUCAGCCAAGCAGAAGAUACUUUAUGGUUGUGGCUUUGUUGGGAAUCUUAUUUUUGGGAUACAUAGCAAUAGCGUAUGAUUUCAAGCCUGUACGUCUUGGUAGCAAGGCGAUUGAUACGUUGGCUUUAUCCUUGAGUCUGCAAUCACGGUUUUAUGUUGUAGUUGUUGAUGCAGGCUCUACCGGCAGUCGUGCUUUAGCCUUUAGUUUUUAUGAGUCUGUUCUUGGUGGGAAUUUGAUAUUAGAUGGUGAACAUUAUUUUCAAACUGAACCAGGCCUAAGCGCUUACGCGGACAAGCCAAAAGAAUCAGCCAAGUCCCUUAUCGUAUUAUUAGAUAAAGUAAAAGCAGUUAUUCCACAAUCGGAAUGGCAGCAUACUCCAUUGAGUAUGAGAGCCACUGCUGGGUUGAGACUUCUUCCUGGGCACAAGGCUGAAGACAUAUUGCAAGAAUGUAAAAAGUUAUUUGAAAAUUCUGGUUUCCACGUUUCUAAAAAUUCAAUUUCUAUAAUGGAAGGAACAGAUGAGGGUAUUUUCUCUUGGUUCACUGUAAACUUUUUACUCGACCGGUUUAGCACGCACAAUCCUGGAAACACUGUUGCCGCGCUAGACCUCGGAGGAGGUUCUACGCAAGUUACAUACUCUCCUGAUGCUACACAGGAGAAGAAGCUCGAUGGACACAUAUAUUCUGUGAAUAUUUUCAACCACAAUAUGAGUGUAUACACGCACAGCUACUUGGGCAUGGGACUUAUGGCUGCUAGAAAAGAGAUUGUAACUCACGGGAUGAAAUUGAAUAAUGUUAAUCCACGAGCGAAUAUAGAAGUACGGUCUGAAUGUAUAAAUCCCAUAAUUUCCACCGAAUGGAGUUACGGAGGAUUUAAUUAUCUAGUCAAAGGCCCCAUUAGCGGGACGCACAAAUUAGUGAAGACUCAAAACUUUGCUGGUGGCGAAGAAGAUCGGCCCAUCGUUAAUUUUUCGGAAUGCCUAAAGAUCAUCGAAAAGUAUGCCAGUAAAAUUAAAAAUAAACCAGAAGGUUUGAAGGACCACGAGAUCUAUGCAUUUUCUUAUUAUUUCGAUCGUGCCACAGAGGUUAGUCUGGUGGAUCCGUUUUUCGGCGGAGUUGUCCAAGUAAGCGAAUUCCUUAAACAGGCGACGGAGGCCUGCAAUUACGCAAACACCGACCAGCCUUUCACGUGUCUUGAUUUGACGUACAUUUAUGUUCUUCUUCGUGAUGUAUUUGGUCUUGAACCGACAACAAAGCUAUACCUAUACAAGAAGAUAAACGGACACGAACUGAGUUGGGCGCUUGGUGCUGCCUUCAACAUAAUCCAAAACGGUCUUUAACGCACCUGGAACAUAGAUAAAGAAUUCUAAAUAUUUUUGCACAAAAUUGUUAGAACUUCUUACUUGUGGUGGAGCCACUUAACGUAGGUAGGAACUGUUAAUCUAUCAUCACAUUCAUUGUUAAUUAAGACGUAACAUUCGGAGUGACGAGAUAUUAGAAACAGUGAAUGUGUUUAAGAUUCCUAAUCGGAGAAUCUUAAUGUAUCGGAUAUCUCAACUCUCUAUCAGGUACCUCUUCUUUAUCUACAUCUGUUUUUGUUUUAAUGAAAUUUUAACUGCCGAUCGGUGCACAGUGAAAUAAAAGGAAGCAAUUAGAUUAGAUCCGUUUAAUAUCGAAGAUAUUAAUUUAUCCGUUUUAAUAGUAUAUCGUACAACGAGUUUAUCAUUUUAAAAAUAUUAAUGACCGUUAGUGUAUGCUUAUCGCGCUAAUCACAAAUCGUCGAGGAGAUUCUCAUGACUGGGAUUGGCCAUAUCUCUCAUUGUGAUAGAAAGGAGACAAGAGUAGUAUGAAUGAAAUAUAAUUGAUUUACUAUGGAUGUUUCCUAUUAUUUUACGAGUACAAUGAUACAUUUGCAACCUGAAGUUACAAUUUUUAAAAGUAAAAAAUAUAUAUACACAGAUAUAUAUAUGUAUAUAUAUAUAUAUUCUUAUUUAAAAACUGGCACCGAAGUGUAUUAUCGCUACAUAUCAGAAACAUUUUUAAAAUGAACAGGUUUGCAGUUAAUAAUACGUCGAUACUUGAAUAUUCAUUUUACAAUGACUGUGUUCACGAAAUAGUACGUCGUCGGUCCAUGAUUGUAAUUUAGUUGGUAAACUGGUAGUUCAUGUUGACUUUGAAAUUCAAAUUCUUUUCGAAGGAAUCGUUAUAGUUUUCGAAGAUUGAACGAGUAGCUGUAAGGGGAGUAGAGUGCACGAAACGCUGUUUAGGUAGUUGCGAAAAGACAGUCGUUCUGUAAGGUAUAGUUCCUCUGUAACCUUUUAACCUAUCAUUUAGACUACGUAGAACUUAAUAUUUAAUUUUGAAUUUCAAGGUCGAGACGAGUUGUUAUAGUUGCUAUUUUUGUUACUACUUGUUUAGAAGUUAUCACUCGAAUCAACCAGAUUUCUGAAGCAAUCGCGUAUACCUGUAAUAAGAUUAGUACGAUCAGUAGAACUGUUCUCACCAAGGAAACGUUUUAUCGGAGAAACACCAUUUGUUUAUAUGUUUAAAGUAUAAGCUCUGUUUCGAGCGUGGAGAGAUUACACUGUUUCGCUGCAAUUAACCAGGUAAUUUUGAUUUUUAAGGGCUGGGUUCUCAUUCCUUCUUUAUCAAUGAACAAAAUGCCCGCAGUAACAUACAGAGUGUGCUGUUGGCGAAAGCUGUUCCCGGACAAUCUAAUUUUUUACUGCGGUAUUUCGAGCGAGAUACUUGUAAUUUUUAAUGGUUUCGCACAAACGUUUGUACAAGAUAAAUUGUAACAUGAUCAUCAUUAGGUCCUAAGUAUUUUUACAUUAAAACUAUGGUUAAUACGAAUUUUAUCGAUUGACGAAUUGAAUACAUAUAUUUUCAUUGGUA
Nomia melanderi (Alkali bee) is the source of this 3255-nucleotide messenger RNA. It is a transcript of the gene NTPase, whose product is annotated as ectonucleoside triphosphate diphosphohydrolase NTPase. Lineage: Eukaryota; Metazoa; Arthropoda; Insecta; Hymenoptera; Halictidae. The record is from RefSeq and is a predicted model, not a curated record. Gene Ontology annotation, molecular function: hydrolase activity.